CUCCUCUAUCUCUCUCUCUCUCUCUCUCUCUCUCUCUCUCUGAGAGCUCUCGAGCUCAAACAAUUGCGACCAUGGCGGGGGACGAAGACGACGAGCAGAGCUCGUCGCUAACGGAGUCCCUGUUGCAACACAACUCCAUCCACCUCCGCCGUAGCUCCCCCAACAACACCUCCCAAUUCGCCAUCAUCGGCUCCAAUUCUUGCCCCAUCGAGAGCCUCGAUUACGAGUUGAUCGAGAACGACCUCUUCAAUCAGGAUUGGAGGAGCAGGGGACGCGCCAUCAAGUUGAGAUACGUUUUCCUCAAGUGGACCUUUUGUUUGCUCAUAGGGAUUAUCGUUGGUGCGAUUGGGUUCUUCAAUAACCUCGCUGUUGAGAAUAUCGUGGGGCUCAAGCUCGUCGCGGUGUCGAAUUUGAUGGAUGAACAUAAGUAUUGGACUGCGUUCGGCGUGUUCGCCACUUCGAAUUUGGUUCUUUUGUUGUUCGCAUCAGCGAUUACGGCUUUCGUGUCCCCGGCCGCCGGAGGAUCCGGGAUUCCGGAGGUUAGGGCUUAUUUGAACGGUGUCGAUGCACCCGAUAUCUUCUCUCUGCGGACUCUUGCUGUAAAGAUUAUAGGUACCAUCACUGCUGUAUCAUCAUCCCUCCAUGUGGGCAAGGCUGGCCCCAUGGUGCACACCGGUGCUUGUGUCGCAGCUUUUUUCGGGCUGGGCGGGUCUCGUAAAUACCGCCUCACAUGCAAAUGGUUGCGGUUCUUCAAGAACGAUAGAGAUAGACGCGACCUUGUGACGAUCGGAGCUAGUGCUGGAGUUGCAGCUGCUUUUCGAGCCCCAGUCGGUGGUGUUUUAUUCGCUCUUGAAUCACUAGCAUCAUGGUGGCGAAGCGCACUGAUUUGGAGAUCGUUCUUCACGACUGCAGUAGUUGCUGUCGUGCUUCGGUUCUUCAUUGAUAUUUGCAACAGCGGACACUGCGGUUUAUUUGGGAAAGGUGGACUUAUAAUGUAUGAUGUUACCUCAGAUACUAUGACUUACCACCUUGCAGAUUUACCUCCGGUGAUCCUUCUUGGAGUUAUUGGGGGAGUACUGGGAUGUUACUACAAUUUCCUCAUGUCAAAAGUUCUCCAAAUGUAUAGUUUGAUUAAUGAGAGGGGCCCCAUACACAAACUGCUCCUCGCUGCCGUUGUCUCCAUUAUCACUUCGGUUUGUCUAUUUGGUCUCCCUUGGUUAGCGGCCUGCCGACCUUGCCCCUCUAUGAUGAAUGGAGAUUGCCCGUCCUCCAACCGGUUCAAAAGAUUCCAAUGCGCUCCCAAUCACUACAAUGACCUAGCUAGCUUAUUCUUCAACACCAACGACGACGCAAUAAGGAAUCUCUACACCACCGGCACAAACGAUAUCUACCACCCACUCACUAUGGUGAUAUUCUUCAUUUCCUCUUACAUUCUUGGCAUAUUGAGCUAUGGAGUGGUGUCGCCCUUCGGCCUAUUUGUACCAAUCAUUCUGACCGGUGCGACCUAUGGACGCUUAGUUGCAGUGCUAUUGGGCUCGCACUCAAAUCUCGAUCACGGCCUUGUUGCCAUUCUUGGGUCAGCUUCCUUCUUAGGUGGAACAUUAAGAAUGACUGUCUCAGUUUGCGUGAUCAUCGUAGAACUAACCAACAAUCUGUUGCUUCUUCCUUUGGUCAUGUUGGUUCUCCUCAUCUCUAAAACCGUGGCGGACUCCUUCAAUCACAAUAUCUACGACAUUAUUCUACAGUUGAAGGGUCUUCCUUAUCUCGAAGGCCAUGCAGAGCCUUACAUGAGGCAGCUUACGGCCGGGGACGUUGUCACAGGACCAUUGCGAAUCUUUAAUGGAGUUGAGAAAGUCGGUAACAUUGUCCAUAUUUUAAAGACGACAGGGCAUCAUGCAUUUCCGGUAAUAGACGAGCCGCCGUUUUCACCUUCUCCAAUAUUGUAUGGCUUAAUUCUUCGAGCACACCUUCUAGUUGUGUUAAAGAAGAAGGAUUUCCUUCCAACUUGUACACGGUUGGGGGAGAAGGCGUUGAAGAAGUUUGUGGCUGAUGAUUUUGACAAGCGUGGAUCGGGCAAACAGGAUAGUAUUAAUGACAUAGAUUUCACGCCCGAAGAGAUGGAGAUGUUCAUUGAUUUGCAUCCCUUUAGUAACACUUCACCUUAUACAGUGGUGGAGACAAUGUCACUGGCCAAAGCUUUGAUGCUUUUCCGAGAAGUUGGGUUGAGGCAUCUCCUGGUUGUGCCAAAGUCCUCUGACAGAGAACCAGUAGUUGGGAUAUUGACAAGGCAUGACUUUAUGCCUGAACACAUACUGGGGUUGCAUCCCUACUUGAUGAGCAGCAGAUGGAAACGACUACGAUGGCGACCGUCUACUCUGUCCAAGUACUUGAGAUCGUUCGUUCUGUGGCUUGCUCAUAGAACCUAAUCAAAACUAUGAUCAUUACAGCAAAGCCUUGUGCAAUCUUUUUGUAUUGAACCCCGAUGGUCGGGAUUCUUCGAAUAUCUCGAGCGGAAACUGGUAAUUCGUGGAUCCACUGUUCAUGUGUUUGUUAUAGUGUAAAAUGAUAGUUGCAGCUCCUUGGUUCUCAAAGAUUUGUAUUGAGUGAGUACCGAUUCUUCAUUUAGUACCAAAAUACAGAAAAAGGUGUUUUUUUUUCCUUCAUUGUAUUAUUGUUCUUUUUUGUGCUAUGUUGUAUGAUUGUUCUUGGUGAGCAUGUAAUAUUGCUGGACUUGCAUAUCUUGAAAUAAAAGGAUGCAAUAUAUUGCAUUUACUGAACAGCUUCAUGGUGA
Messenger RNA from Ananas comosus (pineapple), 2791 nucleotides. Its product is annotated as putative chloride channel-like protein CLC-g. Gene Ontology annotation, cellular component: plant-type vacuole membrane; intracellular membrane-bounded organelle. Gene Ontology annotation, molecular function: voltage-gated chloride channel activity. The transcript is spliced from 7 exons. The coding region runs from base 72 to 2426 and encodes 784 amino acids. Gene Ontology annotation, biological process: transmembrane transport; chloride transport. Lineage: Eukaryota; Viridiplantae; Streptophyta; Magnoliopsida; Poales; Bromeliaceae. The record is from RefSeq and is a predicted model, not a curated record.